Molecule: messenger RNA, 1405 nt
Organism: Colius striatus (speckled mousebird)
Lineage: Eukaryota; Metazoa; Chordata; Aves; Coliiformes; Coliidae
Product: gap junction alpha-3 protein-like
Exons: 2
Coding region: 184-822 (212 amino acids)
Source: RefSeq, a predicted model, not a curated record
CCGGAGGUGAGGAGCGGCCGGGCCCGCCCGGCCCCGCGAAGUCCCGGUCUGUGGCCAUGGCUUAGGGCUGCUGAUCUUCCUUCUCUUACACCCUCCCCACGGUCCGCCACGGCGCGGCUCGGGGCUGGGGGUGGCGGGCCCCGUUCCCCGCGGCCCCGCACCUCAGCGCCCCGGCGGCAGGCCAUGGCUGGGCCGUUGCCUGGGUCCCUCCUUUCCGUCGCCCGCUCCCGGCCACGGUCCGCGACAUCCUGCCUGGGCCCUUUCUCCCCGUCGCCUCGGGCCAGCCCUACGUCCCCACCCCUUUCCCGGGACUUUUUCCUCUCCGAGGACCGAGUCAGCUGUACUCCUUUCUUUCUCGAGCCGCGAUCGGUCGUGCCUCCCCAUACCCGGCUCCCUUUUAGUCUCUCGGGACCUUCCUCAUGGUCCCAGCAGCCGCUUCCCGGUUACCUUCCUCCGCCCCCUCCCUCGUCGCGGACGGGGCCCGGCGGCGGCGGCGCACGGGCGGCGCGGCGGUUCCGGGGAGCUGGUGUCGGGGAGAGGCGGCGGUGGGCCCCUACAGCCGCUGCCGGGUGGGCCGGGAGGCUUGCGCGGGGGUGGCGCAGCUGCCCGCGGAGGUGUCCGGCUGCCCGAGGAUCUGGGCGCGCCCCACACCUCGCCUUCCCUGCGGCCGCUGCCUUGUCCCCGAAACCAGGAAGGACGGGUAGACGGAAAGUUAAGCUUCAGGAAAUGAAAGACAAGUACGAUGUUUUCCUGAAGUGGGACUGUAGCUUCAAGGGGAGGGGGUGUUUCCCGUCUCUCCCAGGCCGGAGGAAAACAUGCUGAUGUUUACACAGUUCCCGUUAUGAAUUCUUUUUCACAAUACCCUCAUAGCUUCCUAGUUUGUAUGCAUCUCGUAGUGUUUACUCGGUCUAGUCAUGUUAGGGAAAUAGUUUCAGAUUUUUCCAAGAGUAGAUAUUGGAAAAGGUGGACUUCUGAGGGUGUUUCUAGAGAAGGAUGGGUGGAGCAGAUGAUAAGGACUUAAUUCCUCUGUUUCGUUUGGCACCUCUUGUGUUUACGUGGGCUCUGCAUCUGUGGACAUCAUGCCAGCCCAAGGGAAGAAUAGAAACAGAGUGGAUGAAAAAGGGCAGUGGGACCUGCCCUUCUGCUGGCAGUUAUGAAGCUACAGCCUGAAUAAAUUCCUCAGUGAAAUUCGAGUCAGGAGUUAUAUGGUAGGACUACUGGCUUUCUAUAUACUUAGGCACAGAAGUCCUAAAUUUGAAUUCUGUAUACACUCUUUAAUGCCCUAUCAAAAAAGAAUAUUUUUUUCAGGGAAAUAAACUCUACAUUGAACACAGCUUGAAGAAUUGCAGCUUGAUUACCUUCAUUAAAAUUAUAGUAAUAAUUCUCUUAAAAAUAUUUGUUGUAU